AUGCGGGGGAUAUUUGAAUCCAUCGAAAGUGGCCCAUCUGGUGCUGAAGAACUUGCCUUUAAGUUUGCUUUAAAUACAAUCAACAGGAACAGAACUUUACUGCCAAACACCACACUCACAUACGACAUCCAAAGGAUAAACAUCCACGACAGCUUUGAGGCCUCCAGAAAAGCUUGUGACCAGCUCUCUCUGGGUGUGGCGGCCAUCUUCGGUCCCUCCCACAGUUCUUCGGCCAACGCGGUGCAGUCCAUCUGUAACGCUCUGGGGGUGCCGCACAUCCAGACCAAGUGGAAGCACCAAGUGUCAGACAACCGUGACUCCUUCUACGUCAGCCUUUACCCAGACUUCUCCUCCCUCAGCAGAGCCAUUUUAGACUUGGUUCACUUCUUCAAGUGGAAAACGGUCACUGUGGUUUACGAUGACAGCACAGGUCUGAUUCGAUUACAGGAGCUCAUCAAGGCUCCAUCUCGUUACAACAUCCGAUUAAAAAUCCGGCAGCUACCAGCAGAAACAAAAGAUGCCAAGCCCCUUCUUAAAGAAAUGAAACGAGGAAAAGAGUUUCAUGUGAUCUUUGACUGCGGUCAUGAAAUGGCAGCCGGCAUCCUUAAGCAGGCUCUUGCCAUGGGAAUGAUGACAGAGUAUUACCACUACAUUUUUACUACCCUGGAUCUCUUCGCAUUGGAUGUGGAGCCCUAUCGCUACAGCGGGGUCAACAUGACAGGAUUCCGUAUCCUAAACACAGAGAACAGCCAGGUGUCCUCCAUUAUUGAAAAGUGGUCCAUGGAGCGUCUGCAGGCACCUCCCAAACCAGACUCUGGCCUGCUGGAUGGUUUCAUGACAACAGAUGCUGCCCUGAUGUAUGACGCGGUACAUGUGGUAGCCGUGGCCGUCCAGCAGUCUCCUCAAAUCACUGUCAGUUCGCUCCAGUGUAACCGCCACAAGCCCUGGCGCUUCGGCAACCGCUUCAUGACACUCAUCAAGGAGGCCCACUGGGACGGGUUGACUGGCCGGAUAAAUUUCAACAGGACCAAUGGCCUGAGGACAGAUUUCGAUCUGGAUGUGAUCAGCCUGAAGGAAGAGGGGCUAGAGAAGAUUGGGACAUGGGAUCCUGCGAGUGGUUUAAACAUGACGGAAAACCAGAAAGGAAAAGCAGCCAAUGUGACGGAUUCUCUCUCCAACAGAUCACUGGUGGUGUCCACUAUACUGGAAGAGCCUUACGUGAUGUUUAAGAAGUCGGAUAAGCCGCUAUACGGCAACGAUCGUUUCGAGGGCUACUGCAUCGACCUGCUGCGAGAGCUGGCUGCCAUCCUGGGCUUCACCUACGAGGUGCGACUGGUGGAGGAUGGCAAGUACGGAGCGCAGGAAGAGAGCACAGGACAAUGGAAUGGCAUGGUCCGAGAACUGAUGGACCAUAAAGCUGAUCUUGCAGUGGCGCCCCUGGCCAUCACGUACGUGCGGGAGAAGGUCAUCGACUUUUCCAAACCCUUCAUGACGCUGGGGAUAAGUAUACUGUACCGCAAACCCAACGGCACCAACCCGGGGGUGUUCUCCUUUCUCAACCCCCUGUCCCCCGACAUCUGGAUGUAUAUUCUGCUCGCUUACUUGGGUGUCAGUUGUGUGCUGUUUGUCAUAGCCAGGUUUAGCCCCUACGAAUGGUAUAACCCCCACCCGUGCAACCCCGACUCGGACGUGGUGGAAAACAAUUUCACCCUGCUAAAUAGUUUCUGGUUCGGAGUUGGAGCUCUCAUGCAGCAAGGAUCUGAGCUCAUGCCCAAAGCCCUCUCCACCAGGAUAGUAGGAGGCAUCUGGUGGUUUUUUACCCUAAUCAUCAUCUCCUCCUACACGGCCAACCUAGCCGCCUUUCUUACCGUGGAGAGAAUGGAAUCUCCAAUUGACUCGGCUGAUGACCUGGCCAAGCAGACCAAAAUUGAGUAUGGAGUGGUGGAGGAUGGCGCUACAAUGACCUUCUUUAAGAAAACAAAGAUCUCCACGUAUGAUAAGAUGUGGGAGUUCAUGAGCAGUCGAAGACAUUCGGUCAUGGUGAAGAGCAUCGAGGAAGGAAUCGAACGCGUGCUCACCUCCGAUUAUGCUUUCCUUAUGGAGUCCACCACCAUCGAAUUUGUCACUCAGCGCAACUGCAACCUCACACAGAUCGGAGGCCUCAUAGACUCCAAGGCCUACGGGGUCGGCACCCCAAUGGGGUCCCCGUACCGAGAUAAGAUCACCAUUGCAAUCCUGCAGUUACAAGAAGAAGGAAAGCUGCACAUGAUGAAGGAGAAGUGGUGGCGAGGAAACGGCUGUCCUGAGGAGGAAAAUAAAGAGGCCAGUGCGCUGGGCGUCCAGAACAUCGGUGGCAUUUUCAUAGUGUUGGCCGCGGGACUCGUCCUCUCUGUAUUUGUGGCAGUUGGGGAGUUUCUCUAUAAGUCCAAACAAAACGCACAGCUGGAAAAGAGAUCCUUCUGCAGCGCCAUGGUGGACGAGCUACGGGUUUCCCUCAAGUGCCAGCGCCGGCUCAAAACAAGCCGCAGCCGCCCGUCAUGGUCAAAACGGAUGAAGUCAUCAACAUGCACACCUUCAAUGACCGAAGACUGCCAGGCAAAGAGACCAUGGCUUAAAACGGACACCAGCUCGCUCUUUCUUGAGCUCGGAGAAGGAACCUUCACGGGGAGAAAUUUGGGCGGGGAGGAAGUCGGUUUUCUAUACGGGGAAGGGAUCUUAAAUGUCAUUUCAAACAAAUUAGCUACUGAAAACAACAGCAGAAACUGAAACAUAUUUCCUGUGGAAAUAACUUGAAUCUGGGCAAAAUUUUAGUUACCUCAUCGCUCCAGAUCACCACCAGAGCAAAGACUGACCGGUGCCAGCGUUCAGGGUAACUUUUAGCAGGAAAUACUCACACACACACACAGCUAGAGGAGUGUGACGGAGGGAGGUUUGUCUGCUCAUUAUGUUCAUGUUAUUUUAGGUUUGAUGACACACUUGGCUGUUGUCCGUCCACAGAGAGCAGCUGAGUCCUUUAGAGAGAACGAGGAGACGCGUCCAGACAAACGCAGAAGCAAAAGAAGGACAGGUUUUUCACACAUACAGUACCUGUGCUACUUUUAGGAGCAGAAUUUUAAAGUACUCGGAAACAAUCAGUUUGCAGCACUCUUUGCUGAGCGCCACAGCAAUAUCACUGAAAUCAUUCAGCGUGUUUCUCACCCACACUCAUAAGCAAUGGAAGCAGGAGAGAGCAACAGGCAAUAUACCACUUUAAUUUCUUUGCGUUUUCAGGCCCCUGCUGAGCGUCGCAAUGACUAAGGGUGAAUCUCACAAAAAUAUGUUUGACCCAAAACACAUUUCAACCCCCGAAAAUGAUGGAAUUCAUUUUUAGUAUUUGCUUCUUUUUUUUUUUUUUUUUAUAUAUAUUUCCCCCCCAGGACCAUUGAAUUUUUGUUUAUUUUAAGCAUAUUAAACACAUUGCACAAUUGAAUAUUUCCUGUCCAAAUUUACAUUACACUAAAAAAAAAUCAGUUUUUGUUCUUUAUUUACAGUGAAAAUGUCUAAGCACUCUUAAGAUAAGAUACCUUUAUUGGAGAACAUGAGACUUUUUUUUUUUUUUUUUUUUUU
Messenger RNA from Labeo rohita (rohu), 3606 nucleotides. It is a transcript of the gene grik2, whose product is annotated as glutamate receptor, ionotropic, kainate 2. Gene Ontology annotation, biological process: monoatomic ion transport; synaptic transmission, glutamatergic; modulation of chemical synaptic transmission. Gene Ontology annotation, cellular component: plasma membrane; kainate selective glutamate receptor complex; presynaptic membrane. NCBI's taxonomy places the organism in Eukaryota, Metazoa, Chordata, Actinopteri, Cypriniformes, Cyprinidae. Gene Ontology annotation, molecular function: transmitter-gated monoatomic ion channel activity involved in regulation of postsynaptic membrane potential; kainate selective glutamate receptor activity. The record is from RefSeq and is a predicted model, not a curated record.